UGUACCAACAAAACUAUUCCCCUCGGAACGAAUUUAUAGUUAUCUUUUGUUAAAGUGCCUCUAUGCCGUUUACUGGAGAACCAUGAAAGUAAAGGUGAUAUCAGUCUUGGAGGAUAACUACAUGUAUUUGGUGAUUGAGGAACAAACUAAAGAAGCUAUCGCCAUUGACCCUGCAGUACCGCAUCGGCUCCUGGAGAUUCUUAAACGGGAGGGACUGAAACUCACAGCAAUCCUUACUACUCAUCAUCACUGGGAUCAUGCCCGAGGCAAUGAGGCUUUGGUAAAAGAGAUCCCUGAACUACGGGUGUAUGGGGGAGAUGACCGCAUUGGUGGUCUCACCGACAAAGUCGUCGGCGACCAAGAACUCAAGUUUAACUCUAUUAAUGUGAGGUGCCUGUUCACUCCUUGCCAUACCUCAGGACACAUGUGCUAUUUUGUAUGGGAGGAUGGCUGCACAGAUCCCCCUGCCGUUUUUACAGGGGAUACACUGUUCAUUGGUGGCUGUGGCAGAUUCUUUGAGGGGACUGCUGAACAGAUGUACCAUAAUCUGACCAAAGUGCUGGGCACCCUACCUCAGGACACGAAGAUCUUCUGUGGGCAUGAAUACACAGUCAAAAACCUCAAGUUUGCUUUGCUGGUGGAACCAGAGAACGAGAAGGUGAAAGAGAUGCUGACCUGGGCGAAGGCAAGAGAUGAUGAUGAUAAGCCAACAGUACCAUCAACGUUGCAUGAGGAAUUUGAAUAUAAUCCAUUCCUCCGUCUCUCCGAGGAGAGUGUGCAGAAGUUCACCGGGAAAACCGAUCCCAUUGAGGUGCUGAGGGUUCUGCGUAAAGAGAAGGACAAUUUCAAGAAACCCAAAGAGAGAGUUCUUCCUCAUGCCAUGUUAGCUCUAGAGUGGGGUCUUCUCAGACCAUGAUGUCUCUUUACCACUGAAGCUCUAAACGUCAUAUGCAAACACCAGUUUACGGUGUUCAAACGC
Molecule: messenger RNA, 979 nt
Organism: Chanos chanos (milkfish)
Lineage: Eukaryota; Metazoa; Chordata; Actinopteri; Gonorynchiformes; Chanidae
Product: hydroxyacylglutathione hydrolase-like protein
Exons: 9
Coding region: 83-916 (277 amino acids)
Molecular function (GO): hydroxyacylglutathione hydrolase activity
Source: RefSeq, a predicted model, not a curated record